UUCCAACAUCGCACUUUCUCUUGCUCCGCUCUUCAUCACAUCCCAUGACUUAAGGACGACGACUGAAUUGAUAGCUCUUCAAUCCGUACAUUUGACUGCCAUCUCCGUGACCUCUCGCCGCUGGACACUCUAUCACAAUGGCUGAACAAGGCGAACUCAAGAAGCUCGGCGUGACCGCGCCCAUCAGCAUCGAGCCACCCCAGCCAGAUGACCUCAAGUCAAGCGAGGCGCUCAUGGCCGACCUCAUUCACCUGAACCAGUUCGAGUCAGAGCAGGAGCGCAAGGUCCGUGAGAAGCUUCUUUCGAACAUCCAGCAGCUCGUCACCAAGUUCGUCCACGACGUCUCCAUCAAGCAGGGCCUGUCUGAGAAGGUUGCGACAGAGGCAGGCGGUCGCAUCUACACUUCAGGCUCAUACCGUCUUGGCGUUCACGGCCCCGGCUCGGAUAUCGAUACCAUCUGCGUUUGCCCCCGACACAUUUACCGCGAGCACUUCUUCAAUGAGUUUCAGCAGAUGCUGCGGGAGUGGCCCGCUGUCACAGAGAUCUCGGCCGUGCCAACGGCAUUCGUGCCCGUCAUGAAGACGGUCAUCUCGGGUGUGGAGGUGGACCUGCUGUUCGCGCGCGUGAACUUACCAGAGGCUGGCGACAAGCUUGACAUUGAGAAAGACGAGAUUCUGCGCGGCGUCGAUGACCCGUCGCAGCGAAGUUUGAACGGUCCCCGUGUCACAGACAUGAUCCUCAACCUCGUGCCCAACGUCGCGACGUUCCGCACAGCGCUUCGCACCAUUCGUCUCUGGGCGAAGCGGCGAGGCAUCUACUCGAACGUGCUUGGUUUCCCAGGUGGUGUCGCAUGGGCGCUGCUCACGGCGCGAAUCUGCCAGUUGUACCCCAACGCUGCGCCGUCUACGAUUGUGUCUAAAUUCUUCCCGAUCUACUACCUGUGGGACUGGCCGCAGCCUGUGCUUCUCAAGCGCAUGGAUCCCGGGCCGCCCAACAUGACUCACACCGUGUGGAACCCAAGAACUGACCGCCGCGAUAUGGCACACCGCAUGCCUGUCAUCACACCCGCAUACCCCUCAAUGUGCUCGACACACAACAUCACCGCCUCGACAAUGACGGUGAUCAAGAACGAGAUGCUGCGCGCAAUGCAGAUCACCGACAAAAUCGUGUCAGUCCCAGGAUCAUCAUGGGUGGAGCUCUUCGACCAGGUUGACUUCUUCAGCCAGUACAGGAUAUACGUCCAGGUCAUCGCUGCGGCAUCCACAUCAGGCGGUAUAAAGGAUUGGAGCGGCAUGGUUGAGUCACGUAUCCGCGCUCUUGUCCAGGACCUCGAGAACACCGAGACCAUACUGCUCGCCCACCCGCAAACUGGCGGCGUGUCCAACACGUUCGUCUGUCUCAAUGAGGAGGAGCAGGCAGCCGCCUCGCAGGGCGAGCUGAGCGUCGAGGCAAUGAAGCGGAAAGAGGAGGACUUUGCCGGGCAGGACUACAAGUUGGUGUACACGAAGAAUUUCUUCAUCGGGCUGGAGAUUGCGAAGACGCCAAAGGGAUCGCAGGGCGGUCGCGUCCUCAACCUCUUCUACCCCAGUAAACGGUUCUGUGCAGCUUGCCAGGGGUGGGACAAGUACGACGAGCAGGAGAUGAGCGUCAUCCUCCGGCCAGCCAGGCGCUCCGACCUUCCAUUCUACGUUUUCCCCGACGGCAUCCCUCGACCGAAAAAGAAGGGCAAGCGCGAGAAGGUCGCAGCCGAGUCUGGCGCCGAGGAGCAGCCCGAGGGCAACGGGCAAGGCCCGGCCAAGCGCUCCAAGUCGGCGGGCGGUAUGGAGGAGACGGACGAGGCGCCCGCUGCUGACUCUAUACCAGGCCAGACGCUUCCUGACGCGACGGGCGCCGACCCGACGCCUGACGACGCUGCGCGCGCGGUGGAUGUGCAGCCGCCUCCGGGCCUUGAGCGCGCCCCCUCCCCUUCCAAAGUUGCGCAGGCGUCGUUCGCCUCGGCCGCCAAUGGCGUCGCGACAGACGCACAGGGCAAGGUCGUGCUUAACGGCGCAUAACUGACUUUCAUUCCAUUGACUCUCGAGAGCAUCCCGGCAUCGCGCACUGCUCUGAGAUACCGACCAUACUGUCGACUGGCAGAAGAUUGCAUGCAUCCAUUAAAACUAGA
This is a messenger RNA of Cutaneotrichosporon oleaginosum, 2164 nucleotides long. RefSeq lists its product as uncharacterized. NCBI's taxonomy places the organism in Eukaryota, Fungi, Basidiomycota, Tremellomycetes, Trichosporonales, Trichosporonaceae. Gene Ontology annotation, cellular component: nucleus. The record is from RefSeq and is a predicted model, not a curated record. Gene Ontology annotation, molecular function: RNA binding; poly(A) RNA polymerase activity.